UAUUUACCGAAAUCGAAACUUCUGUCAAGACUGUCGCAGUCUCACAUUAUUUGCGAACUUAAUUUGACAAGAUGUGUGCCAUCACUGUCUCUGACAAAUAUACAAUUAAAAAAGGCAUUGUUUAUGUCCAAGAUUUAAGAGGUGGUGCCUCCCUAGUAAAAUAUAACGUAGUGCCUUUAUUGGAACUUUUCAGAUAAGAUUUACUGAAUUAUAUGAGUGAAGUUUGUUUUAUCUGAUCUUUCAUCUCUAACAGAAUGCUGAUAAGUUUGGAGAUGAGUGUGAAAAAUUAUCCCUCAAUUUAGGAUAAUAGUGAUAAUGUGGAAGUAUGAAGGAAAACUUGGGACUAUCUGAAAAUCAUGGAUUGGAAUGGGCUGCUGAUUGAAUUUGACAUCGAAUUGAGACAUCAAUUUUUAAAUCGGAUGCUAUUCUUCAAGCAAAUCCAGGCUAAAAAUAUCUUCAGAGAUUGAUUUUAUGACUGAUAUUAUGACUGAAUCCUGAACAUCUUUGAACAUAAGAGCUUAAAGCUGCACAGGGAGAAAAUUCUGAUUGGUUUAGCCGUUUUUGUUUCUGCUUGCAUAAUUCAAUGCAUCGGAUCAACUCACACAACCAUUAUACCAACUACUCAGACGCCACAACCCGAGUAUUACCCGAUGCCCAAGGAUUGCGAAGAAGUUCGCAGAAAUGGCCACAAUGUGAGCGGAGUGUACACCGUGUACCCCAGGAAUAGAAUUGCCAUGUGUUCCGUCGCAGUGUAUUGUGACAUGAAGACAGAAGGGGGUGGAUGGACGGUAAUUCAAAGAAGAGGAAAUUUCGGAAAUCCCAUUAAUUAUUUCGCUAAGAUGUGGCAACAAUAUAAAUACGGAUUUGGCUCUUUGGAGAAAGACUUCUGGUUAGGUAACGACGCUAUCUUUGCUCUCACCAACCAAGGCGCCUAUACCGUUCGAUUCGAGUUGCAGAAUGCGAAUGGAGUGUAUGCUUAUGCCACUUAUGAUUCCUUCUACAUUGAAGACGAGCAGAACAAGUACAAGCUGCACAUAAGCGGUUACAGUGGGAAUGCUGGCGAUUCUAUGUAUUAUCACAACGAAAACUUCUUUUCCACUCCUGACCGGGACAAUGACCGCACCAGCAAUUACAACUGCGCCAAAGACAGAUCGAGCGGAUGGUGGUUCAACUACUGCAUGACAUGCAACCUGAACGGACUCGCAUGGAAAGGCCCAUAUAAAGGCACCAACGACUUCAAUGACGGUAUCGAAUGGCAGAGCUUCAUGGGAGCUAAGAAUUCUCUGAUUAGUACCGAGAUCAAAAUUCGACCAAGAAUAUUUUGCACCAAAUAUAAUGUUGAGGGUGCCACCACUCCGAAAUUAUAAUCUUGGAUUUUCUGUAUAUGCAUUCAUUUUUUUUUUUGUUUUGAUCUUACAAAUCGUAUUCAGAAAUCAUCUACUUUUACUGAUUAUAUUGUCAGCACCAACUCAAGUUGAUAAAAUUUCUAAAAACUCUAGAAGUAUUAUUUCCUUUUGGAUUGUUCUGAAUAUGAUUCUAAUAUAUUUAAAAUAAUAUAUAAAGAAGUUAGUUUUAAACGUUAUAUUUAAUGUUAAAAAAACUGCCAAAAAGGACAAGAUUCGGAACUUAUUGUAUGGUUUAUUAAUAGAUAUGAUAAUGAAACGAUUAUUAGAAACAAAAUAUAUUUCAA
Messenger RNA from Argiope bruennichi, 1690 nucleotides. Its product is annotated as techylectin-5A-like. NCBI's taxonomy places the organism in Eukaryota, Metazoa, Arthropoda, Arachnida, Araneae, Araneidae. Bases 651 to 1367 code for a protein of 238 amino acids. The record is from RefSeq and is a predicted model, not a curated record. The transcript is spliced from 9 exons.